AUGUUGGUUGCUCUUAAACGAUCAUGUGCUUGGUUAUUGACUUUUAAUCUGAAUGCCAUUUUGCGGCCAAAUGUUGAUUUACUGAUUAGCGAAGGGAUUUCUGCUACUAGGAUAUCGAGAUUAUUGGUAAUACAGCCUAGAGUUAUCUUGCAAAGCCAUGGCAGAAUGGUUUAUGCGGUUAAAACUGUUAAAGAAAUAGGUCUUGAACCCAAAGAGCCUAAGUUUAUAGAUGCUCUUAGGGUGAUUUGUUCAUUUAGCAAGUCCAAUUGGGAGAAAAAAGUCAAGACUUUUAUGAGUCUGGGAUGGAGUAAAGAGGAAGUGUUUAAUAGUUUAAGGAAAGACCCUAUCUCUUUAACAUGUUCUGAGAAGAAACUUAGGUAUUUGAUGGAUUUUUAUGUGAAUACUAUGAAGUUGGAUGCCAAGACUAUCAUUGCGUACCCCAAAUUGCUUCUCUAUUCAGUUGAUAGGAUUCUGGCAAGGUAUGAAGUUUUCAAGGUUUUGGAGUCAAUGAAGCUGAUCAAAGAGGACAAGAAGAUUGUUUGGGAAAUACCACUGUCUGAAAAGGAAUUUUUGGAGAAAUAUAUUACUAAGAACAAGGACAAAGUUCCUGGUUUGUUGGAUAUGUACCAACAGGCUCUUAAGAAGAACAAGGACAAAGUUCCUGGUUUGACUGGUUCCUAA
Molecule: messenger RNA, 681 nt
Organism: Durio zibethinus
Lineage: Eukaryota; Viridiplantae; Streptophyta; Magnoliopsida; Malvales; Malvaceae
Source: RefSeq, a predicted model, not a curated record